AGAGAUGAACUUGACUCUGCUUUGGCCAAAGCCGACAUGGGAAACAAAACAGUGAUCAUUGCUGUGGUGAAUAAGGCCUAUGUAGACCAAGAUGUUGUGAGUGACACCACUAUGUUUGAUCUAUUUCUCAGUAGCUUUUGGUUUGGAGAGGGAACCAGGUCUCUGAUUGAUCACCUUCUUAUAGUAGCAGUUGAUCGAACAGCCUACGAUCGGUGCCGGUUUCAAUGGUUGAUCUGCUUCAGAUUGGAAACAGAUGGUGUUGAUUUUGAAGGUGAGAAAAUCUACAUGUCUCAGGAUUUUAUCAAGAUGAUGUGGAGAAGGACACUUUUCACAUUGGAAGUCCUCAAGCGUGGCUACAACUUCGUUUUCACGGACAUUGAUGUAAUGUGGUUAAGAAACCCGUUUGCAAGGUUGAACAUUAAAAGUGAGGCUGAAGACAUGCAAAUGAGCGUAGACAAAUACCUUAAUAAUCCAUGGUCAGAAAAGCAUCUACUCAACACUGGAUUUUACUUUGUGAGGUCAAACAACAAGACAAUCUUCUUGUUCCAAACAUGGUACAACAUGAAAGACAAUUCCACAAGACUAAAAGAGCAAGAUGUGCUUCUUAACCUCAUUAGAGGUGGUGUAAUUGGACGCUUGGGGCUUAAGGUUAGGUUCUUAAACACCCUCUAUUUCAGUGGGUUUUGUCAAGAUAGCAAAGAUUUUCGGGUAGUGACCACCGUUCAUGCCAACUGUUGUCGAACCAUUCCUGCUAAAGUGGCGGAUCUAAGGGCUGCCCUCCGUGAUUGGAAGCAGUUUAAGAAGCUUGACGCUAAUUCCUCAAUAAGUCACCGGUGGACUAGGCAUGAUUGGUGUUUGCAAUCUUGGGAAAGACCAAUGAGUUGA
This is a messenger RNA of Lotus japonicus, 885 nucleotides long. RefSeq lists its product as uncharacterized. The transcript has 2 exons. The record is from RefSeq and is a predicted model, not a curated record. Bases 37 to 885 code for a protein of 282 amino acids. NCBI's taxonomy places the organism in Eukaryota, Viridiplantae, Streptophyta, Magnoliopsida, Fabales, Fabaceae.